GUCGCCGCGAGCGCAUCUCUGAGCUGUCACAUCUGACGUUUCAAUCUGACAAGCGCGCUCCAUUCGUAGUUCAAAUUGGUUAUGAGACAGUAAUUAGUGUAAUAAGUAAACAUGGCGUUCGAAGACCGCUGCAGCCCGAACCAAGCGAACAGCCCUGGCCCCGUCACCGGACGCGUGCCAGCAUUGCAUACAAAUCAAAUGCAAUACCAAAAUCAAUACACCUGCACCACGAUAGAUAGAUUUGACAGGACGAUCAAAGUGUCGAACUCACCUCCACCCAGCCCAGACCAAGAGUAUUACUACAGGCCAGAAACGCCAGACGUGAAGCCAAUAAUACCAGAACGAUUCGAGCCAGACAAACGCAUGCAGCCGACGGCGCCGAUCGCGUUCUCAAUAUCGAAUAUCCUACACCCGGAGUUCGGUUUGAACGCGAUUCGAAAAACUAACAAAAUAGAAGGACCAAAAGCGGCUGGGCCUAACCAUUCUAUUUUAUAUAAACCGUAUGAAGCUAGUUCAAAAUUUGAUUUUUUGAAAUCUCAUGACGAUUUUGGUUCGUUACCUCCGCUUGGCGGCUUACGUCAAACGGUGUCCAACAUUGGAGAGCAGAAAGAAAAAGAAGUACCAAAGAGUUUAGAGCAAAGGAGGCCGGAUUCCGCCAGUUCAAUAGUUUCCUCAUCUAGUGGUGCGUCCACACACAGCACAGAUACGAACAGUCAAUCCUCGUCUGGCACACAACUAUGGCCUGCCUGGGUGUAUUGUACUAGAUACAGCGAUAGACCUAGCUCUGGUCCCAGAAGUAGAAGAAUGAAGAAGAAGAUGACAGCAGAAGAGAAGAGACCAAGAACGGCGUUCAGUGCAGCGCAACUCGCUAGAUUAAAGCACGAGUUCGCCGAGAACCGCUACCUCACGGAACGACGGCGGCAGGCGCUGGCCGCGGAGCUCGGGCUGGCGGAGGCGCAGAUCAAGAUCUGGUUCCAGAACAAACGCGCCAAGAUCAAGAAGGCGUCGGGCCAGCGCAACCCGCUCGCGCUGCAGCUCAUGGCACAGGGACUCUACAAUCAUAGCACGGUGACUGAGAGCGAGGAUGAAGAGAUUAGUGUUACGUAGUUGUGUAGAGAUAGAGUUAUGUUGUGUGAGUCAUAGAGAAGAACAUAUAGAUAGUGUUACAUAGUUGUGUAGAUAUAUAGAGUUAUGUUGUGUGAGUCAUAGAGAACAUAUAGAGUGUUAAGAGGGGACAUGUAGAGAGGGUCGCGAGGGAUCAGUGUCACGUAGAUUGUCAUGUAAACACAAAAAAUUUGUGCGUGUACCUACACACGUAAGAAGUGAAACUUCUUUAUGACCUUAUUUUUGAAAAAAUAAUUUACUAUAAUAUGCAACUUUACGGAAAUACGUUUUUUUCGAACCCCGAUAAAGAAGUUUCACUUCAUAAUGUAGAGUCAUGUAGAAAGGGAUGUUUCACGUGGAGAGUGUUAUGUAGAGAGUGUCACGUGGAGUGCAACAUAGAGGAUAUCAUGUAGAGUUUUGUGUCGUGUGGCACACAGUGAUUUAUAGA
Messenger RNA from Colias croceus (clouded yellow), 1552 nucleotides. RefSeq names its product segmentation polarity homeobox protein engrailed-like. The transcript is spliced from 3 exons. The record is from RefSeq and is a predicted model, not a curated record. Gene Ontology annotation, molecular function: DNA-binding transcription factor activity, RNA polymerase II-specific; RNA polymerase II cis-regulatory region sequence-specific DNA binding. Bases 112 to 1107 code for a protein of 331 amino acids. Gene Ontology annotation, biological process: neuron differentiation; multicellular organism development; regulation of transcription by RNA polymerase II. Gene Ontology annotation, cellular component: nucleus. Lineage: Eukaryota; Metazoa; Arthropoda; Insecta; Lepidoptera; Pieridae.